Striga asiatica is the source of this 1169-nucleotide messenger RNA. NCBI's taxonomy places the organism in Eukaryota, Viridiplantae, Streptophyta, Magnoliopsida, Lamiales, Orobanchaceae. The record is from the annotation of a GenBank genome assembly.
CAAAAUUCCUUUAUAUCACACUUCACACAGUACUCAAUUCAUUACUGUAGAUAACACGGGAUAAACUGCCCCGCCGAGAUUCUAUAAAAACAAUGCCGAGAGAAAGCGGCGGCGGUCGGAGCAAAAGAGAAACCAAAGCAGGCGUGUUCUUCACGGCCACCUUAGUGAUGUGGACCGUCUCGGUCUUCUUCGAAAUCCUCUUCAACAAGCGGUCGGAGCUCAUCCCCAUCCCGUUAGGGUUCCUCUUCUUCCAAUCGGCAAACGCCGUCGUUCGGAGUCUCGUUUCGCGCGACCCGCUCUUCGUCAACACGUGCAUCUCGCUCCUCCAUUCCUCAAUCACCUCCGCCCUCGUGGUUUUGAUAUUGCUCAAUCAGUCAACAAGAAUCGAUUUCAACAAGAUGUUUGAACACUCACAAUUGGUGGAGGCAUAUUGGGCUUUAGCUUACCAGGCCCUAUGCUUUUCAUCUGGUUACUUCGCAUAUGACCAGUUGGACAUGUUGCUUUACCGGUUGUACAGUGGUUUGAUCCCGUCAAUUCUUGUUCAUCACUUGGUGCUCCUCGUUUGUUUUACCCUGGCAUUGUACCGGAAGGUCACGAUCAACUACCUUAUCCUCACCCUUAUUUGCGAGCUACACUCGAUAUUUCUUCACGUCCGAAAAAUACGACGAAUGGCCGGCAUUCGUGACGCGAGUUCCGAGAGCGUUAAAGUCGAGUGGGUUCUCAACUGGUUCACAUUUGUAUUUGCCAGAUUAUUGCCUCAUAUUUUGAUCACGUUCAAGCUGGUUAGAGAUGCUCCCAAGUUCGAUAAGGGUAUCGAGCUUCCACUUGCUCUAUUUGGAAUGGCGGGAAUGAAUCUGCUCAAUAUAUUUCUGGGGAUUGAUCUUUUUAACGCUUACAGAAGAGAAAGAAAACCGAAGGUAGGUCAUCAUGACCAUCACGAAUGAGAGAUGCACAAAGUUUCAUAUAUGGAUUGAAUUUCUUUAAUGAUAGUUUGUUGGUAGAGUAGUAAUGUAUACGUCGUGUUUUGUCGUAAAUUGUGACACUUGUUACACGAGCCGAUCAUCGAAGAUGAGUGAAAGAACAGAAAAUGUGAAGAGGAUAGAGUUUCUGGAUUGACUUAUUUAGAGCUUUGCUUGAAUACCAAAUAUUUUGUUUCAUAUUCAAUACAA